GAAGCUCAUGCACAUCGCGGCAACCAAGAAGGAGGAUAUUCAUGACCUGGCCAGCUAUGGCUUCGUGCAGAAGUCGGAUGGAGGUGAGGUUGACGUCACACACAACUGGCAGGUUAUGUGCCAGGGCAUUCAAGGUUACAUCAAGGAGCAGUUGAACCAGGGUAUGAUCGACGGCUUCGAUGCGAAUGGCAUCACCUACUUCAACAAGUAUGCCACGCUCAAGGACCGCCACACCAUCCAGCUUGACGAUGGUCAGGGUGGGGUGCAGACGGUCACGGCCAAUUACAUCAUGCUGGCCGCUGGCGGCCGCCCGAACAACGGCGGCUAUCCAGGAGCUGAUGAGCACUGCAUCUCCUCGGAUGAUCUUUUCUGGCUGAAGGAAGCUCCCGGCAAGACACUGGUGGUGGGAGCGGCCUACAUUGCUCUGGAGUGUGCCGGCUUCCUCAAUGGUCUCGGCUAUGACACCACGGUCAUGGUGCGGUCGAUGCUCCUCAGAGGCUUCGAUCGAGAGUGCGUGGAUAAGAUCGACCUCUACAUGCAGAAGGUCGGAGUGAAAUUCAUCCGUGGCACUGUGCCGGACAGAUUCGAGGCUGGCACUACGAAGAAGGUCAAGGCAGUGUGGAAGCAGGGCGGCCAGGAGUUCAGCGAUGAGUUCGACACCGUUCUCCUGGCCAUUGGCCGAACCGGUGAGGCUGCCAAGCUGGGCUUGGAAAAUGCUGGCGUCUACUUCAAUCCGAGUACUGGCAAGGUGCCAGCGCCUGCAGAGGGCACAAAUGUGCCGAACAUCUUUUGCAUUGGCGAUUUGGUGGAGAACAGGCCAGAGUUGACUCCUGUGGCCAAGGUUGCCGGAAAGAAGGUAGUGCAUCGGCUCUUCCAGGGAGAUCAGGAGGCAAUGAAUUACCGCCUCAUUGCCACAACGGUGUUCACGCCUCUGGAGUAUGGCAUGUGCGGCCUCAAUGAGGAGCAGUGCAUAGAGAAGUACGGUGCCGACGGCUACACAUCCUACACGAAGGAGGCAAAGCCACUGGAGUGGUCCGUGGUGAAGCACCGAAGCCCA
Messenger RNA from Symbiodinium pilosum, 1057 nucleotides. The record is from the annotation of a GenBank genome assembly. Lineage: Eukaryota; Dinophyceae; Suessiales; Symbiodiniaceae.